This is a messenger RNA of Episyrphus balteatus (marmalade hoverfly), 1783 nucleotides long. RefSeq lists its product as uncharacterized. The record is from RefSeq and is a predicted model, not a curated record. The transcript is spliced from 2 exons. NCBI's taxonomy places the organism in Eukaryota, Metazoa, Arthropoda, Insecta, Diptera, Syrphidae. The coding region runs from base 677 to 1777 and encodes 366 amino acids.
UUUAUUGUGAAAAAUAUAAUUAUAAAUUAUUUAUUAGUUAUAAAAACCACGAGCACCCGAGAAAUAUUCGUACAAUUAAAUAAAAAAAAAACAACAAAUGACAGCUUUGAUUUUGACACUUCUCACGAAUCUGUUCUAACCUGAUCUGACUCAAAAGCAAGAACAGAAAAUCCUGUUCUAAACUGUUCUAGAUUUGUCAAUGAACAGCAAACUAGAACAGUGCAGCACAGAAAAAACCUCAAUGAACAGCAAAAAGCUGUACUUUUCUGCCUAGAACAGUCCAGCACAGCGUCAGUGAACAGAGCUUUUGUUGUUUAGAAAAAUUAUUAAUGAAAUAAAAAAAUUAUUAUAUUUCGCCAUCGACUGAGAUUUGUAUUUUAAUUUGAAAGCGACCGGUGGAUUUCAAAAUGAGUCAUAUCAAAUAACAGUUCUGAAUGUCCGAUCGAAAAAACUAUUCACGUUUAAAUCAAAUCGCGCCUAAAUCAAUGUGAACAUCAUCGACAAAUUUCUUUAUUUAAUUAGAAUUGUUUAUGUUUCUGGUGCCUCCUUAUGAAAUAUUUUGUUUAGAAUUCAAAAUUAUUUUGAGCAAAAAUUGACUUGAGUGAUCACAUUGGAUAGAAGCGAAAGAAGUAAAGUUUUCAAAAAAAACGAAAACAAAACAGAUCUCAACGCCAGUAUGUAUUCAAAUCAAAAAGUUUUGUUGCUUCUAAUUUUCAUUCUUCGUUACCUAAUUGAUAAAGACAACCAAGAGUUCAUCAAGUUUGAGUCUCAUAUUCUCAACGAUAUAGAAAGUUGUCCCAAGUGUUUCGCAAACCAAUCAAGUUUUUGUAAACGAGUCCAACUGGAGUACGAAUUUGAUGAAAAUCUUACAAAUAACCUCAACAUACUCUUUGGGGUGCGACAAAACCGAGUUUUAAAUGAUAAAAACAACGCUAGUAAAAAAGUUUUUGCAAAGUAUUUAGCAAAAAAUUUCGAUUUUAGUCAUUAUAAAGAACAUAAGAACGAAAUGGAAUUAGUGAAAAAACUUUCACAACGAUUCUUUAAUGAAACUCGAUUGGAGGGCAUGCAAUACUGUCCCGAAUCAACAGUGAAAAGGUUCCUUGAUGUUUUUACAAAAAACCAUACUGAACUUAAGAUUUGGAUGCAUAUGAAUGUUAAUAUUCAACCAAUAAUAUUGCCUUACAUGCAUUCAUUAGGAUUUCCUGUGCCUGAAACGUACGCCACUUGUGGUUUUACAAUAUUUCAAUCUGUAGAUGGAGUUCCUCUGACUGAUCUGUAUUCAAGUGACUUCAUAAUCAAGCUUCAAAUAGCAAGGCAGUUGCUUGUAGGAGCAUUGAAGUUUUCCGAAGGAUUCAAUGGGUUUCGAAUAUACAUAACUGAUCUUAAUAAAGAUAACGUCGUUUACAAUCUCCUGGAAAAUAAGAUCUCAUUCGUAGACUUGGAUACAAUAUUUAUUGUAGAUGGUCAGCAAAAUUCAAAGUCAAUUCAUAAGCAUAAGUUUUUAGAGUGUUAUGAUUGUUUUGCGUUUUCACCAUCGGAAAUUUGCUCCAGUGGCCAAAGUGAUGUGAAUAUAUUUUCCGUAUGCCAGUUACUUCGUGAAAAUUUAUUACAGGAUCGCACAAAAGGGUUCCUAUAUCCGAUACCGGACGAAUUUUCCCAACUUGAACAAAUGCUUUUUGAAUGUGUAUAUUGCAUGGAUGGAACAUGUGAAAACAGGUACCGAAUAGCCGUUGAAAUGAUAAAAAAUAUUGAAGAAAUAAUUAAAAAUUUUAAAUAAAUUAAA